This is a messenger RNA of Notothenia coriiceps (black rockcod), 525 nucleotides long. Its product is annotated as large proline-rich protein BAG6-like. NCBI's taxonomy places the organism in Eukaryota, Metazoa, Chordata, Actinopteri, Perciformes, Nototheniidae. The transcript is spliced from 4 exons. The annotation marks the transcript as partial. The record is from RefSeq and is a predicted model, not a curated record.
AUGUCUGUUCAGCAGAUGGUGUCUGGUAUGGGAGAGAAUGCCAGGAACGCCAGAGUCACAACCAGCACUGGGAGCAAUGGGUCUGUGAAUGUGCACAUUGAUAUGGACCAGCCUGUGCAGAGUGAGCCUCGGCUGAGGCUGGUGCUGGCCGAGAACCUGCUGAGGGACAUCAAUGAUGUAAUCCAAAGGAUGGAGCGUCGCCCGAGCGACUCAUCCACUCAAACAGAGACGGCUUCUGCUGCUGCUGCUGCACCUCCUCCUCCAUCAUCCUCAUCCACCACCUCUACUCCCUCCCCAUCUGCCCAGCCCAUGGACACCUCCCCACCUCCAACAACUCCCCCACCUCCACCCACCACUUCAGCACCAUCUGAGGGACCAGCCCCCCACCCACAUCACCCCAGCCCAGCUGAGUUGGCGGCGAUGUUGUCUGAGCUGCGUAGGGUGGAGGAGAGACUGCAGCCUUUCAUUCAGAGAGCUCACACCAUCCUGGAGACGGCCACCAACGCAGAAUACAAUAACAAUACA